UUGCCGAACAGAUGCCGAUUGAGGAUGGAACAUGUGAUUAUGACGUUGAUAAGAAUGAAGAAGAGGGAGAAGAAGUGCACGGGCAGCUUUGUUUAGAUUCUUGUUACUAUUUUCACAUCACAUCAAUAGUAGUCGUUAGUCAGGGGAUGCGACAUUGCAUCGGUUGAUUGAGCACUUGUUUUUAUUUCGAGUUGAUAUAUACUUGAUAUCUGCCCUAACCUUCCAUAUUCAUACCCAUCAUCCUUCGAUGUCGGCUCAUCGAAAAAAUUCGUAAAACGUUCCGUAGAAAAUUAG
Bipolaris maydis ATCC 48331 is the source of this 294-nucleotide messenger RNA. Lineage: Eukaryota; Fungi; Ascomycota; Dothideomycetes; Pleosporales; Pleosporaceae. The record is from RefSeq and is a predicted model, not a curated record.